CGUCGCUGUUUCUUUCCUACCCCGCCGCCUGUGUUUUUCCGGGAGCGCUCCAUCAUCUUCGUACUCCGCCGCCACAGUUCAGGGAGGCAAAUUCUCAUUUUCAGUUUCAAUACCUUCUUGAAUUGCGUCUACCUCUGCCAUUUGAAGAUUAGCCAAAAUGACUGAUUCAAAAUACUUUACCACAAACAAAAAAGGGGAGAUCUUUGAGCUCAAGGCCGAGCUGAACAAUGAGAAGAAAGAGAAAAGGAAGGAGGCCGUGAAGAAGGUCAUUGCUGCCAUGACCGUGGGGAAAGAUGUCAGCUCUCUGUUCCCCGAUGUGGUCAACUGCAUGCAGACAGACAACCUGGAGCUGAAGAAGCUGGUGUACCUGUAUCUGAUGAACUACGCCAAGAGCCAGCCCGACAUGGCUAUCAUGGCGGUCAACAGCUUUGUCAAGGACUGUGAGGACCCCAACCCCCUGAUCCGUGCUCUUGCCGUUCGGACCAUGGGCUGCAUCCGCGUGGACAAGAUCACGGAGUACCUCUGCGAGCCACUGCGCAAAUGUCUGAAAGACGAGGACCCCUACGUGAGGAAGACGGCGGCCGUGUGCGUGGCCAAGCUGCACGACAUUAACGCCCAGAUGGUGGAGGACCAGGGCUUCCUGGACUCCCUGCGAGACCUCAUCGCGGACUCCAAUCCCAUGGUCGUGGCCAACGCGGUGGCUGCCCUGUCCGAGAUCAGCGAGUCCCACCCCAACAGCAACCUGCUGGACCUGAACCCGCAGAACAUCAACAAGCUGCUGACGGCCCUGAACGAGUGCACCGAGUGGGGUCAGAUCUUCAUCCUGGACUGUCUGUCCAACUACAACCCCAAGGACGAGCGUGAAGCCCAGAGCAUCUGUGAGCGCGUCACCCCCCGGCUGUCUCACGCCAACUCUGCCGUGGUGCUGUCGGCGGUCAAGGUGCUCAUGAAGUUCCUGGAGCUUCUACCCAAGGACUCCGACUACUACAACACCCUGCUGAAGAAGCUGUCCCCCCCUCUGGUCACCCUGCUGUCCGGGGAGCCCGAGGUUCAGUACGUGGCCCUGAGGAACAUCAACCUUAUUGUGCAGAAAAGGCCUGAGAUUCUGAAGCAGGAGAUAAAGGUGUUUUUCGUCAAGUACAACGACCCUAUUUACGUGAAACUGGAGAAGCUGGAUAUCAUGAUUCGCCUGGCCUCUCAGGCCAACAUCGCCCAGGUUCUCGCUGAGCUGAAGGAGUAUGCCACCGAAGUGGACGUGGACUUCGUCCGCAAGGCAGUUCGGGCCAUUGGGCGCUGCGCCAUCAAGGUGGAGCAAUCGGCCGAGCGAUGUGUCAGCACCCUGCUGGACCUCAUCCAGACCAAGGUCAACUACGUGGUGCAGGAGGCUAUUGUGGUCAUCAGGGACAUCUUCCGCAAAUACCCCAACAAGUACGAGAGCAUUAUUGCCACGUUGUGCGAGAACCUGGACUCCCUGGAUGAGCCGGAUGCCCGUGCAGCCAUGAUCUGGAUCGUGGGCGAGUACGCUGAGCGAAUCGACAACGCUGAUGAGCUGCUGGAGAGCUUCCUGGAGGGCUUCCACGACGAGAGCACCCAGGUCCAGCUCACUCUGCUGACAGCCAUCGUCAAGCUGUUCCUGAAGAAGCCGUCGGAGACGCAGGAGCUGGUGCAGCAGGUGCUCAGCCUGGCGACCCAGGACUCUGACAACCCAGACCUGCGUGACAGGGGUUACAUCUACUGGCGCCUUCUGUCCACUGACCCCGUGACUGCCAAGGAGGUGGUCCUGUCCGAGAAGCCCCUCAUCUCGGAGGAAACUGACCUGAUCGAGCCCACUCUGCUGGAUGAACUCAUCUGCCACAUUGGCUCGCUGGCCUCUGUCUACCAUAAGCCCCCCAACGCCUUCGUCGAGGGCAGCCACGGUAUCCACCGCAAGCACCUGCCCAUCCAGCAUGGCAGCAUCGACACAGGCGAGAGCCCCAUCAGUGCUGGCCCGGUGGCCCCUAUGGACCAGCCCCAGGUCAUCCCCUCCCAAGGGGACCUCCUUGGUGAUCUGCUCAACCUGGACCUGGGACCUCCUGUCAAUGUGCCCCAGGUGUCCUCCAUGCAGAUGGGGGCCGUCGACCUGUUGGGUGGAGGUCUGGACAGCCUGCUCGGGGGAGACCUGGGAGGUGGUGUUGGUGGAAGCCCAGCUGUGGGACAGAACUUCAUUCCGUCUUCGGUGCCCAAUACAUUUGCACCUUCACCCACCCCGGCCACGCUCAGCAGCGGACUCAAUGACCUGUUCGAGCUCUCCACGGGUAUGGCCAUCACCACUGGGGGCUACGUGGCCCCCAAAACGGUGUGGCUGCCGGCGAUGAAGGCCAAAGGCUUGGAGAUUGCGGGCACCUUCUCGCGAAGGCAGGGUCACAUGUACAUGGACAUGACCUUCACUGACAAGGCCCUGCAGCACAUGACCGACUUUGCCAUUCAGUUUAACAAGAACAGCUUCGGCAUGAUACCCACUACACCCCUGCCCAUCCACACCCCGCUGAUGCCCAGCCAGAGCAUCGACAUCUCCCUGCCGCUCAACACCAUCGGCCCGGUCAUGAAGAUGGAUCCACUCAACAACCUCCAGGUGGCUGUCAAAAACAACAUUGAUGUCUUCUACUUCAGCUGUCUCAUUCCACUCAACAUAUUCUUUGUGGAGGACGGUAAAAUGGAACGCCAGGUCUUCUUGGCCACCUGGAAGGACAUACCGAACGAGAACGAGCUGCAGUAUCAGAUCAAGGACUGUCACCUGAAUGCAGACACGGUGUCCGGAAAGCUCCAGAACAACAACAUCUUCACCAUCGCCAAGAGGAACGUGGAGGGCCAGGACAUGCUCUACCAGUCCCUGAAGCUCACCAAUGGCAUCUGGAUUCUGGCAGAGCUGCGUAUCCAGCCCGGCAACCCCAACUACACACUCUCCUUGAAGUGCCGAGCUCCUGAGGUCUCUCAGUACGUCUACCAGGUGUACGACGGCGUCCUGAAGAACUAAGUCACUCAUCUCCUCCUCCCCGCACCAUGGUCCACUCUGCACUCCUCUGUGGCACAAGAACAAACGUGUACCUUUUCAUCCGUUUUCUUUUUUUUUUUUUUUUUAACGUUCUUUCACUUACUCUGUCCUUGUCUACGUAAGCAAGGGCACUAAUAUUCCAUCCACGGCUGCAUCUUAAUGUUUUCGGUGUGAAUGUCCGACUCACCAUGAACCCCUAUAGAAAUCUCUUCACCCGCCUUCGUACUGUAUCUCGUUUCUUUUGAAGCACAUUUUUUUUUUUCUUGUCCAGUUUCCCCCAGUUGUUUGUGGUCUCGGCUUUAGUUGCUCGCCAUGCCCGACUAAGCACGAAUACAUUGAUAAAGGACUGGCCCUCUUGAGCGGUGGCACCUUCAGCGAGUUUAUGAAACACCACUGUCUGUUAGCUCCUAGCGCUCCCGCUAACGCCUGACGUGACCUAACGGCACAACCCGGAACGCCAUGCGGAGGCUGAAAGCUGGGAGUCCCGUGUUAUAUGUUCGGUCUUGGCGACUUACUCCUGUGGUUUUUUGUUCUUUUGUUCUGUCUUUUGCUCGCCAUCGCAUUACCGCUUCAUGAGAAUGACCAUGCGUUUACUUGAGCCUGUGCCAUCCGCCAUGUUUUAUGUACAUAUAUUUUGUAUCGCCAUUGUUAAUGUUUUGCUUUUAAAAGAGAGGAAAUGUCUGCCAAUUUUUUGCGUAACUGAUAAGCUGUAGCUUUUCCUGCCUCCCGGCUCGCCAAGCUCCUCCAUGGCUGUCGAGGCAGCCCUGCUCCCUUUGGGCAGUUUAUCGUAAGGCUGAACCCUAAAAUGUCACACGUAUCCAAAUGGGCGAAAGGUUGCCAUGCAAAACUGAGGUGAUGAAGGCUCUCUGUAGGAUUAUAUUUCUGUUUUACAAGAAGACCAACAUGAGAAUAUCGUUGUGGUAAGUGUGUUUCCAACAAUUGUAUACUAACAACCCCCCAAAAAAAGUUUAAAACUAUUGCUUGGGAUACAAGCUAAAAUAUUUUGCUGAUAUGUAAAUGUAGCUAGUUGUAUUCAACCCUCAUACUGGCAUUUGGUGUUUAUCACUACGUGGUUGUGCUUAUCUGCUAUUUUUGCAUCAAAACAUUGUACUAAUGCAGUGAGAGAUCGUGGUUGCAGCUGCCACAUUGCUUCCAUUGUGUAGUGAUACAAUGUUGGUAAACUUGGAUAUAUAUAGGAUAGUUGUGCUGGAAGAACAGUCGAAGUUAAAAGCAUUUUUUCCACAUAAGUUUAGCCUCAAAAGUAGCAUGAUAUAGUAGCGGUUUACCAAGGCUGCAAAUGUGACAGUGAAUUUUAAUAACUAUCUAUAGUACAUGCAAAUAAAAUUUCAUAUUAGAAAUAUUAAAAGUACCUAUGCUUGCUGAACAUAUGGUAGUGAUGCUUAAUCGUGUCUGUGCUCAGACUUUAGGUGCAUAGUCGUAUGGAUCUCGAACACAAAGGUACAAAUGUUUUUGUGAUGUAUGUGUUUUGCGAGCUGUUGCCGUACGACGUGCCUGUGGUCCCGCAUGUACCCAGUGCCCGUCGCUUCUGGGAGGCCUUAAUGUUUGUGCUGUGAGCCGUGGCCUUUGCAGAAAGGGAGGUACCACUUCUGAAGAACACGCUCUGGCCCCAGUAUAUUAACCUUGUAUCGUUUCUAUGAAUAUGGGGGCAGAGACUAAGAACCACAAAGGAACUAUAUGGGAGAUUGAUGUGAGAUUAUUUUAUGAGGUUGCCAGACUUGCUGUCGGUUUUUUCAGCUUUUCUGGGUUUCUGAUUUUCUGAUUCUGAGCCUGAAAUCGACCAUUUUCAAAACAGAGGGCCGUGUCGUCUUAAAUCUCCUUAAAGGACCACUAUGCCACCCAUUCCUGCCAGUUUAUUUGCUCAAUGGCCAUCUGCCUCCUCUGAAUUCUGUCUUAAUCUUGCCAGUUUUACCUCUUCUUCCACCUUUCUUUCCCCUGAACUGAUGUAACAUUUUUUUUUGUUUUUUUUCCUUUUUGCCAUUUUCAAUAAACUGUCCUCAUGGA
Brienomyrus brachyistius is the source of this 5053-nucleotide messenger RNA. RefSeq names its product adaptor related protein complex 2 subunit beta 1 (gene ap2b1). Bases 158 to 3013 code for a protein of 951 amino acids. Gene Ontology annotation, molecular function: clathrin binding. Gene Ontology annotation, biological process: intracellular protein transport; vesicle-mediated transport. The transcript has 22 exons. The record is from RefSeq and is a predicted model, not a curated record. Gene Ontology annotation, cellular component: membrane coat; clathrin adaptor complex. Lineage: Eukaryota; Metazoa; Chordata; Actinopteri; Osteoglossiformes; Mormyridae.